GAAUCAUCAACUGCUUCUAAGGCCAGUUUUCCUGAAAAUGAGACCUCUCCUUCUUCACCAAAGCAUCAAGCCACGGGUCAAGAGAAGUAUGGGCUAUUGAAUGUGACAAAAAUUACAGAAAAUGGGAAGAAAGUUCGAAAGAAUUGGAUGUCGUCGUGGGCAGUGUUACAAGGUUCAUCACUGCUGUUCACUAAAACCCAAGGAAGUGGAACUGGCUGGUCAUUUUGCCAAGGGAGCUCAAUUCCUGAGCUCUUGCUCUCGCUGCUUUCUUCUUGGAAAAAUGCUCUCAGUCGUCGACCUGCUGUCACCUAUGUAAACUCUGACCAAGUUUCAGCUAUCACUAAGUUUGGUGUCAAUCAGUCUAAGCCAGAAUUUACAGUGGAUCUCAAAGGAGCAUUGAUUGACUGGGCCUCAAAGGACAAAUCCAGCAAAAAGAAUGUUAUUGAGCUAAAAACCCGCCAAGGAACUGAGCUCUUAAUUCAGUCUGAUAAUGACAGCUUUAUUAAUGAAUGGUAUAAAGUUCUUAACUAUACCAUCAACAAUCAGGUAGUGGAGUCUGAUGAAGCAUUAGAAGAUGAGAUUCCAGAUUCUCCAGGGGUGGAAAAACAAGACAAAGAGAAAGAGAAUAAAGACUCUAAAGACUCUAAGAAACUUCGUUCAGUGAAAGCACCUAGCAAUAUAGAUUCCACAGAUCAGAAAAAGACCAAAACGAAGCUCAAGAAGUUCCUUACACGGCGCCCUACAUUACAAGCUGUCCGUGAAAAAGGCUACAUUAAGGAUCAAGUGUUUGGUUCCAAUCUCACCAGCUUGUGUCAAAGAGAAAACAGCACGGUGCCAAAGUUCGUGAAGCUGUGCAUUGAGCAUGUUGAGGAACAUGGAUUAGAUGUUGAUGGCUUAUACCGAGUUAGUGGCAAUCUUGCAGUGAUACAGAAGCUAAGAUUUGCAGUCAAUCAUGAUGAGAAACUAGACUUGAACGACAGUAAAUGGGAAGACAUACAUGUCAUCACAGGAGCUCUAAAGAUGUUUUUCAGAGAAUUGCCAGAGCCACUGUUCACUUACAAUCACUUCAAUGACUUUGUCAAUGCAAUUAAACAAGAACCAAGGCAGCGUGUCCAUGCUGUUAAAGAUUUAAUCAAACAGUUGCCAAAACCAAAUCAGGACACUAUGCAGGUACUCUUUAGACAUCUGAAGAGAGUUGUAGAAAAUGGAGAGAAGAACCGAAUGACCUAUCAAAGUGUAGCAAUAGUUUUUGGUCCAACCUUAUUAAAACCAGAGAAAGAGACUGGUAACAUAGCAGUCCACACAGUAUACCAGAAUCAGAUUGUAGAAUUAAUUUUACUGGAAUUGAAUUCCGUCUUUGGACGCUGACACUUUUCUUGGAGUAGAAACUGGAAGUGAUGGGUUGGCAGCAGUACUCCAUCAGAAGGAAAAUCUCUCGCUGUACAUGAUGUAUUAUGUUUGUGGACCAAGCAGCAACUUGUUUUUUGCACUUUUGGGAGGGGAGAAACAGGAGAAAUGUUUGACCACUUUAAUGCGAAUUAAAGACAUCACUUUGGUUUUCUUUGAAAAGUUCAAUGUAAAAAGUGAAUUGAAAAGUUUAUAGUUUGCCUUUUUUAAAGUAGCAUUGGAAAAAUGUAAUAUAGGUUCAUA
This is a messenger RNA of Nestor notabilis (Kea), 1650 nucleotides long. RefSeq names its product Rho GTPase activating protein 12 (gene ARHGAP12). Gene Ontology annotation, biological process: signal transduction; regulation of GTPase activity. The transcript has 13 exons. The annotation marks the transcript as partial. Gene Ontology annotation, cellular component: cytoplasm. NCBI's taxonomy places the organism in Eukaryota, Metazoa, Chordata, Aves, Psittaciformes, Psittacidae. The record is from RefSeq and is a predicted model, not a curated record.